ACUGUUAUAGGCAAUUGUGCCCCAGGUGUUUACACAUGGACAGACCAGAGCAGCUGCACCCAGCAGGUUUACAGAGAGAGAGAGAGACUCGUACGGGACCUGCUGCUUGUAAAGUAAAGCGACUCCUCUGAUUGAAUACCAGGCGUGCGCACUUUACGCGCGGCACUCCAGUGUGGAGGCUACGGGGGAGUGACACAAGGACAACAACAUGUGGACUGACUAAUCUGCCUGGAUCCAUAACAAGAGGAACUUAUCUGCACAUCCAUAAAUAUAAUAUACAGCCAUGCUGAUGUUCAGAAAAUCACAGCAUUAAGGAAUAUCUAGAAAAUCACCUACCAAAGCAUCCAUCGGACAUUGUUAUCGAACUCAUAAGUAAUUUUAGAGACAAAACAGCUCAGUAGUGCAUGUAGCCUAUAAUAACGAUUCAGGUAAUGAUUUUAGACACAUAGACAGCACAUAAUAAAUCACUGACUAUAUGAAAGAGCUAUAAAGACUAAGUGCAGCUGGACUAUAUACAGAGCGCACACUGUAAAAGUGUCUUAGUUGAGGUCAUCCACUCAAACAAUGAAGCGACUGAAACAAAGAUGUCUGCUGCUGCUGAAGCUCACUGCUGUACUGGCAUCACUAUGGAUGAUUUCCAUGCUCAGUCACCCCAAAAUAGGCUGGCACCCGACCUACAUUCUCAGGUACAGCUGGUUGGAGUAUGAAGAUGCUGAUGGCAGUCCAGAGAGCGUGUGCGACUGUUCAGCAAUCCUGCAGGGAGACAUGGAGGCAGUGGAGCAGGCCAAGUUACUGACCAUCACUAAAGACUUCAAGAAGAGUGUUCAGAUCCCCGAUGAGUAUUAUAUCCAUGCAACCAAAGACUGCGGGAAUUUCAAGUCAAGCAGGAAAUACCUGACUUUUCCGUUAAGCCAGGAAGAAGAGGAAUUCCCUUUGGCUUACUCCAUGGUUGUGCAUCAUAAGGUGCAGAACUUUGAGCGACUGCUGCGAGCCAUCUACGCCCCUCAAAAUAUCUACUGCGUCCACAUGGACAAUAAAUCAGAGCCUUCGGUUGUCUCUGCCAUCAGAGGCAUUACUUCCUGCUUCCCCAAUGUCUUCAUGGUCAGCCAGGCUGUGAAUGUAGUCUAUGCUGCCUGGCCACGAGUGCAGGCUGAUCUCAACUGUAUGACUGACCUCUAUAACGCCUCAACCAGAUGGAAGUACUUCAUCAACCUUUGUGGCCAAGAUUUCCCACUGAAAACCAACUUGGAGAUAGUACAGGCGCUGCGUUCAUUGAAGGGCAGUAACAGCUUGGAGUCAGAAAAAAUGCCUCCAGAAAAGAAGUGGAGGGUGUCCAAUGCUCACCAGAUAGUUGAUGGGCAAAUCCAGGCAGCAGGAAGGGCGAAGAUGCCACCCCCCUUCAACCUGCCCAUUGUGUCAGGAAAUGCCUACAUUGUGGUUAACCGAGGCUACAUCCGAAGCGUACUGGAGGACAACCGAAUACAAGCACUGAUCGAGUGGGCCAAAGACACCUACAGUCCUGAUGAGUUUCUCUGGGCGACCAUUCAGCGAAUGCCUGGCGUACCUGGAUCACUGUGGCCCAACCCCAAGUAUGACAUGACAGACAUCAACGCAAUUGCACGGCUGGUGAAGUGGCAGUGGCAUGAGGGUCCACUGGGUUCAAUGCAGGCUGUGUAUCCAGAAUGUCACGGCACACAUGUGCGGGCAAUUUGUGUGUAUGGUGCUGGAGACCUGCAGUGGAUGCUUAAUCAGCAUCACCUCUUUGCCAAUAAGUUUGACACAGACAUAGAUCCCAUUGCUAUCUACUGCUUGGAGAAGUAUCUGAGACAGAAAGCACUCGCUGAGUUACAUUAGGUGUGUUGGUCAUUCCUCUGGCAACAAAGAAUGACUCAAAGCCAAAUUUGACUGUCUUACAACUAUGAGAGCUAUUGGAACCAUCUUUUGUUACAGGUAAUUAAAUGAUGUUUAUAUUUAAAAUUGUUUACAUUUGCAAUGUGUCUUUAUGUAGGAAUGACUUCAAAACAACAUUGUAUGGCAAAAACUGCCCCUCACUUACAGUCACCAUGCAGCGUGACAGAGCCUGAGCCAGGCUAGGACUGGCCAUCUGGCAAUUCUGGCAAAUGCCAGAUGGGCCGGCCCGCCUUGCAGGCGGAAAGGCCCCCACCUGUCAUGCUGGGAAAAAAAACACAGAAGGAAUAAAAAAGAAAGACCUGCUGAUGCUGCAAAGUGUUUCUAAGAUUAGCAGCAGUGAUAACAAUAAUAACAGUAUGCCAGCAGCACCGAGUUAAGAGGAGGAAAGAAUAACAUGGACAGAUGAGCAGCAGUAAAUUGCUACCACUGGAGUAACAUUACAGGCCAGUAGCGAGUGCCUGUCCACUGUCCAAAGUUUUAAGCUGAUAUAAACUGUUCUACAUAGACUGUGGACAAAUUGCUGCUGCAAAAAGAUUCUAGCAGUUGACCCUGUGCUUUUAUAUGGUAUUAAUCUGUAUUAAUUUUGACAUUACAUAUAUAGGUGUCACUGUGAUUCAGUGUUAUAAA
Messenger RNA from Epinephelus lanceolatus (giant grouper), 2538 nucleotides. Its product is annotated as beta-1,3-galactosyl-O-glycosyl-glycoprotein beta-1,6-N-acetylglucosaminyltransferase-like. Lineage: Eukaryota; Metazoa; Chordata; Actinopteri; Perciformes; Serranidae. Gene Ontology annotation, cellular component: membrane. Gene Ontology annotation, molecular function: beta-1,3-galactosyl-O-glycosyl-glycoprotein beta-1,6-N-acetylglucosaminyltransferase activity. The record is from RefSeq and is a predicted model, not a curated record.